AUGGGCAGGAGCGCGGGGCCCCGCGUCCUGCUGACCUUGGCCUGCGCAUUUUCCUCUUGCUGUGCUGAAGUGACCCAGGGUGUCAAAACGUCUUCACUAACCACAUCCUUCAAACAGACAGAUACUUCUGCUCAGCCCCCUUCCCUUUAUCGUUCUUCAACCCAUGGAGACACCACGUUUCAUGUUAGCAGCACGAGCUCUCUUAAAACGACACCCAUCAGCCGCAGAACAACUGUGCAGGCAGCAAGUGAGUCUCCGGUUACAGCGCAACCGCCUCAGACAACAGCCCAGGCGGCGGCAACCACCAUGUGUGUGAGGGAGCAGGCAGCUCCAGCGGGGUUCGCCACCACCGGGGCCGGGGACACAGCGGCAGCCAGUCCCUCUUCAAACGGUGCAGGUGGGACAGAAGCACCCGCAGCGACCAACAGGACCGUACACCUUCUGUGCACAACCACCCGAGCCGUGACAAAUGAGAGCUCAGCAACUGCUGGGGUAGCUGCAAACACAACCGGAGCGCCUAUGCAGACAAAGAACCAAACAGCCAUUGUCAUUACUACUACAACCACCAAAAAGACAACGGUAAAGACCACCCAAGGGACAACUAAUCAAACGACAGCUCCCCAAACUGCAACAACCACAGCCGUGGCCACCACGACAACUGUUCGCCCAAGGAACCAAACAACCAUCCCGUCUACUACAACGACAGUGAGACCCACUCCUGCUCCCCAGCCCUCUGCCAUCCCCACGGGCACCUACGCUGUUCGCAAUGGAAGCACGACCUGCAUCAGAGCAGUGAUGGGUUUGCAGCUGAUGGCUCAAAAUAUCCAGAAGAAACGGCUGGAGUAUGUGAACAUCAAUCCCAACAAGACACAAACAUCUGGAAGCUGUGGGACGCGGCAGUCUGCUCUGAACAUAACUUUCAGUGGCGGCUUUAUAAACUUUGUCUUUGUAAAGAAAGCGCGAACAUACUACGUCAGUGUAAUUGAGGCCAGCUUACAGUCUGAAGGCAUGCUCUACUAUGCAACCAUACAAGAGCAGAUGUUUACAACAAAGCUGGGGAAUUCCUUUAAAUGUGCCAGCAAGCAAGUGUUCACCUUGGAGAAGAACUUCCAGCUGCUCACUGUGAACAUGCAGCUGCAGGCCUUCGGUAUUGUCGGGAACCAGUUUGGAAAAGAGGAAGAAUGUUAUCUUGAUAGAAACAGCAAAGCAGUUCCCAUCGCAGUAGGCCUGAGUAUCCUGGGAUUAUUUGUCAUUGUGCUCGUCACAUUUGUGAUUUCCAGAAGAAAGCCUAAUAGAGGAUAUGAACGCAUCUGAGUUGCCUUUGUACUUCCAAAUGUGCAUUGCAAGUAGAGAAGUUGCAGGAGUUUUUGCAUUUACCUACUAAUCUCACCGCCC
Molecule: messenger RNA, 1395 nt
Organism: Tinamus guttatus (white-throated tinamou)
Lineage: Eukaryota; Metazoa; Chordata; Aves; Tinamiformes; Tinamidae
Gene: LAMP3
Product: lysosome associated membrane protein 3
Biological process (GO): establishment of protein localization to organelle
Cellular component (GO): lysosomal membrane; late endosome membrane; plasma membrane
Source: RefSeq, a predicted model, not a curated record